AUGGGUCUCUGUGGGGCGCUGCCCCCCCGCAGGGUCUCCCGCCCCGAUGUUGUCACUGUCCCCGAGGGGGGGUGGCCUCCGGAGCGCCCCCCCCAGCGCCUGCAGGACCUGGGGCCGCCCGUGGAGCACGUCUAUGAGGUGGUGAACGAGGGCCCCAGCUCCAUCAGCCAGGGCUCCCUGGAGCUCCGCUGCCCCCUGCGCUACCGGGGGCUCCCCCUGCUCCUCGUCACCGCGCACUCGGGGCCCCCCAACUGCUCCAGCAGCCACCCCAUGGACGGGGGAGGGGCGGAGGAGCAGGAGCAGGGCCUGGCCCCUCACGUGCUGCAGCGCCGGGACACAGGGGGCAGCGGGGACACGAGCAGGAGGGACCCCCCCGUGCUGCCCCACACCCUGGGCUGCCCCGAGGCCGAGUGCUUUCUCCUGAGCUGCCCCAUGGGGGCGCUGGAGCGGCAGCAGCGCGUGAGCCUCAGCCUGCGCUUCCGCUUGAGGGGCGCCCCCGCGCGGCCGGUGAGGGAACUGCACCCCCCACACACACACAGCGAACCCUAUGGGGACCCAGAACCCCCCCCCCCCACCCCACGGAGGCCCUGGGACCCCUUGGGGUGCUCUGGGACGGCCAUGGGUGCCCUGUGGGUGUUG
Messenger RNA from Pezoporus occidentalis (night parrot), 639 nucleotides. Its product is annotated as integrin alpha-5-like. Gene Ontology annotation, cellular component: external side of plasma membrane; integrin complex. Lineage: Eukaryota; Metazoa; Chordata; Aves; Psittaciformes; Psittacidae. The transcript is spliced from 4 exons. The record is from RefSeq and is a predicted model, not a curated record. Gene Ontology annotation, biological process: cell-matrix adhesion; cell adhesion mediated by integrin; integrin-mediated signaling pathway. The annotation marks the transcript as partial. Gene Ontology annotation, molecular function: integrin binding.